This is a messenger RNA of Lepidothrix coronata (blue-crowned manakin), 1089 nucleotides long. RefSeq names its product interleukin-8-like. NCBI's taxonomy places the organism in Eukaryota, Metazoa, Chordata, Aves, Passeriformes, Pipridae. Gene Ontology annotation, cellular component: extracellular region. Gene Ontology annotation, biological process: chemokine-mediated signaling pathway; inflammatory response; antimicrobial humoral immune response mediated by antimicrobial peptide. The coding region runs from base 63 to 374 and encodes 103 amino acids. The transcript has 4 exons. The record is from RefSeq and is a predicted model, not a curated record. Gene Ontology annotation, molecular function: CXCR chemokine receptor binding; chemokine activity.
CACGAGCUCACUGCUCCACAGAACCAGAGCUGAACAACCCACAGAAAAACUCCUGUCCAACCAUGAACGGCAAACUUGUGGCUGUCCUGGCUCUUUUCCUGCUUUCAGCAGCUGUGUCUCAAGGUAGGAGCGUGGCAAGGAUGGGAACCGAGCUCCGGUGCCAGUGCAUAGCCACUCAUUCCAGGUUCAUCCCUCCGAAAUCCAUUCAGGAUGUGAAGCUGACACAGAGCGGCCCCCACUGCCAGAACGUUGAAGUCAUAGCUACUCUGAAGGACGGCAGAGAAGUGUGCUUGGAGCCCAAUGCUCCCUGGGUACAGCGGAUCAUACAGGCAAUUUUGGCCAAGGCUCAGCAAAAUUCUGACUCACCGCUCUAAGAAACACCAGGACAGAAAAAAUCUGGGAACUGCUCCUGCUCCUCCAAGAGGAGCAUCGUUCAGGCAGUGCACCAUCUUCCACCUCCUGCAUGCGUGUUGUAAUGUUAAUUAUGGACGGUUCUAUUUAUUUAACUAUUUAUUUAACUGCAUGUAUUUAAGGAAGUCCUUCACAAUGGUCAGUUGUCCGUGGGACACACACUGUCCCUUGACACUGCCGGAAAAGUGGUUUGCUGAGGGAGAUUGAGAACCCCUGGCAGCCACUUCAGCCAAACACAACCGGUGAAGUGCAAUGCACUUGCCGCACUGUUUAUUUUUGCUAUUGCACCAGCAAACUGAUGAAUCCUCCUGCUCCCCUGGAGUGCACUAGUAUGUUGUGUCAACAACAGCCUCCUCAACCACAGUCAGCCUGUGGCCAGACUGUGAACUGUAAUGUCGAACUUGAAAAAACUAACUACAGAACGUGUAACACUGUGUUUGGUAUUUAUGUAUUGUGAUUUCCAUGGUAUUUAUAAACGUAUUUAUUGAGUAGUUUCUAUGCAAGAACGAAAACUAUUAUAAUUUAUUUAACUUCUACUGAAUUUUUCAUUCCUACUAUUAAUUUCUGAAGAAAUACAAUCUCAUUGUUCUGUAAUUGAUUGUAUGUCUAAUUAGCUACUCCAUCAGCUAACGCAAAAAAUUGCAUCUUACAUACAUAGAAAUUGAUUGUGAAUGUAAU